AUGCCAUGGCUGGAAGUCCCUUUGUUGGCAUCUUUCAUCUAUGCAAAAUGUACCAAGUUAGAGAGGUUAGUACUUUGGGAUUGCUUGAGGAGCUUGGCAAUUAAUAUUAAUACACCAUGGAUAGUUAGGGGCAAUUUUAAUGCCAUUAUACACAAUGGAGAAAAAUUGAAUGGCGCUGUGCCAUAUGCAAGUUCCAUGGAAGAUUUUGCUAAUGCUUUGCUUGAUUGUGGGUUAAUGGAUGGUGGCUAUGGAGGAAACCAAUUCACUUGGACUAAUAACCGUAUGUUUCAACAGUUGGACAGAAUAAUUUAUAAUCAUCAUUGGGCAGACUUUUUUGCUUAUACACAUAUACAUCACCUGAAUAGGGAAGGAUCAGACCAUUGUCCAUUGCUGAUUACCUGCUCUAAGAACCAGUAUAGAUUUCCCUCAUGUUUUAGGUUCUUGCAUGCUUGGGUUCUACACCAUGGGUUUAAAAGUUUUAUGGAACAUAAUUGGACUUCUCCCAUUGUUGGUUCUGGAUUACAAGCUUUCUGGGUGAAGCAACGAGGUUUAAAACAAGCUUUGAAACGGUGGAAUAAGGAGGUUUUCGAAGAAAUCUUCCACAAUUUGAAGGUGGCAGAACGAAGAGCUGUAAAUUGUGAAAUAAUUUUUCAACAGGAGCAGUUAAUGGAGAACCGAGCUGCCAUGAAUAAAGCCUAUACCCAGCUUAAUCACCUGCUUAGUGUUGAAGAAUUAUUUUGGAAGCAAAAAUCUGGUAUUAAAUGGUUAAUGGAGGGUGAGCGUAACACCAAAAUUUUCCACAUGCAGGUUAAGAAGAAACAAAUCAAAAGCCAUAUCUUCAAAAUAGAAAAUCUAGAUGGGAGUUGGAUUGAAGAACCGGAUGCUGUGAAGUCUUCAUUUAUGUGUAGUGCCAUCAAUGGCAGAGCUGAAAAAAGUAGUAUUCAAUAUUGCAAGGACAGUGUUGUUGGCCCUGAUGGAUUUUCUUCUUAUUUUUAUCAACAAUGUUGGGAUAUCGUUGCUAAUGACCUCUUGGAUGCAGUUGUUGAUUUUUUCCAUGGAGCUGACCUCCCAAGGGAAAUCACGUCUACAACUAUUGUGUUGCUGCCCAAAAAUAACAAUGCCUCGAAAUGGAGUGAUUUCAGACCGAUAAGUCUUUGUAAUGUUUUAAAUAAAAUCAUUACUAAGAUUUUAGCUAACCAUCUUGCAAAGAUGCUUCCCUCCAUGAUUACAGAUAAUCAGAGUGGCUUCGUAGGGGGGAGACUGAUCAGCGAUAAUAUCCUUCUUGCUCAAGAACUAAUGGGGAAGAUUGACCAAAAGUCAAGGGGUGGAAACAUUGCUCUCAAGUUGGAUAUGAUGAAGGCUUAUGAUCGGCUUGAAUGGGAUUUUCUCUAUAGAAUGCUAUAG
Theobroma cacao (cacao) is the source of this 1404-nucleotide messenger RNA. The record is from RefSeq and is a predicted model, not a curated record. NCBI's taxonomy places the organism in Eukaryota, Viridiplantae, Streptophyta, Magnoliopsida, Malvales, Malvaceae.